GACGUUGGACCACCAUGACUUGGUUGACUUGAACGCCAGUUUAAACGCUAUCAAAUGUUAGCAUCAAAAAACAAAGUGGUUUAGUAUUGUUAUUAAUUCGAAAUUAGUUGUCCAAGUGAUCUUUCCAUUAUACAUAUAGUUGGACAAGCGCGACUUCCUCGUUAGGCUAAUGUAUAUAAUAUAUAAGACGAGAGAGUUAUGCAUGGAGACGUGCUACGAAACUUGUUUCAUACUUUUGUUUUUUGUCAGAAAAUUGUUGCAAAAAGGCAAUUUAUUGAAAUUCAACAAUUCUAGUUUAAGUUCUGGAUUUGAAUUUCUGAACAAAUGUCAUCUCCGGACAGAUUUAUGCUCAUUCUGUAUGCCUAACCUUUAAAGCUCCAAUUUGAGUUUACAAAAUGCCUAGGAAAAAGAAUAUGAGGGAGACUUCUAAAAGAAAAACAAAAGAGAGGGUAAAAAAGACGUAUAAGAAAAGUAGUGUAAAGAAAUCUGCUGAAAAAAAGAAGGUAGAAAAAAGUUAUAGCCUAGAAGCAUUGCAAGCUGCUCUCAAUGCGAUGGGUGAAGGCCAAACUUUACGCCAAGCAGCCGCAAAUUUUGGGGUUCCUAAAAGUACACUUUUUUUGAAGUCAAAGUGUAUAGUACCACUUGAGUGCAAGAAGGGCCCCAGAACAGUGUUGAGUACGGAAGAUGAGGCAGAGAUUGUGUCAUGGAUAGUGUUUAGUGCAGAUUCUGGUCACCCUGUUACCAAAUCAAGACUUCUUGAUUACGUACAAAAGUAUGCAACUGAAAAGAAAAUUGACACCCCAUUCAAGAAUAAUAGGCCUGGACAGCACUGGUAUCGUGCCUUCAUGAAACGUAAUCCUAACCUCAGCAACAAGAUUGUACACAAUCAUGCUAGCACAAGAGCACCUGUCACUGAAGAAGAUCUUCGAGAUUGGUUUGCAAAGAUAAGACUGCACCUAGAAGACAAAAAAUUGUUAAACAUUGAGCCGCACAGGAUUUUUAAUGCAGGUGAAUCAACGUUUAUGCUUACCCCAAAAUACAACAAAGUUUUGACUGAAGAAGGAGUUAAGGCUCCUCAUGAGAUUGUAUCCAGUAACGAGAAAGAUACCUCAACAGUAUUGUUCAGCAUAUCUGCUUCUGGAGUUAUGCCACCUCCUAUGAUUUUGUUUGACUUCAAAAAGACUCCAAAGAAAAGUGUUAUAGAUAAAAUACCAAAAGGCUGGGGAGUUGUAAACACAGAACGGGGUUUGACGACAUCAGAGAGCUUUUACAGCUAUAUUACUAAUGUUUUUUACAAGUGGCUAAAAGAAAACAACUAUGUUUUUCCUGUGAUUUUAUACGUGGAUGGACGUAGCUCACAAAUAACGUUGCCUCUACUUAAGUUUUGCAAGGAUCAUCUUAUUGAACUGAUAAUAUUGUACCCAAAUGCAACACACAUUAUCCAUCCAUUGGAUGUUGCUAUAUUCCAUCCAUUAAAGGACUCGUAUAAGAAGGUCUUACAGGAAUGGAGAAUAGAUAACAACAUAUACAAUUUCAAGAAACAAAUGUUUCCACCAGUUUUGAAAAUGGCUUUGGAAGCGUGUGAUUUCACUGAAGCUGCUAUUACUGGUUUUAAAACUUGCGGACUAUACCCUUUAUGUGCUGAUGCCGUUAACUAUAACAUUUUAAGUAAAAAAAAUAAAAAAAAAGAUGUUACUCACAAAUUCAAUUCAACAAACAACGCAGUUCAAAAUAGAGAAGAAAUAAGUGAAGGAUUAUUGAAAAUAUUCGAACAAGAUCUUAUUUCUCCAGAUGUAUUGGCAUCUUUUAAGCAAGCAGAAACAGAUGGUGUAUGGAGUGGUGAUGUGGCAUACGUCGCAUUGUUUGAAUCUUGGCUCAAGUUAAGAAAACUUUGUAAUGUAUCUGAUGCAGAAAUGAUCGCUACAGUAUCAGACGAGUCUUGUGAUCAUGGGAUGUCAGACAAUAUUACUAUUGACUUUGUUGAAGUUCAGAUGCCGAAUACUGAUUAGAACAGUCAAGUUAUUGAUAUCACUUCUGAAUCAGUUGAAAUCAAAUUCGAAGUGAUCUGAAAUAGUUAAUGAAGCCAUAUGAGACACUUCUGUGCAUUUCAACUUAUCUGCUAUUGAGCCUUACAUGAUGUAUAUUGCAACAAAAAAAAGUUGAAAAGAAGGAAAGGGAGCAAUAAACUUUGUUAAAUAAAAGUUAAAGAGAAAGAUGAGAGAAAAAGAAACAGCUAGUGUACAGCAGUAUAAUGAAAAUAAAAAGAAGAAACUGCAAAUAAAAAAAGAGUUACAGAUAGAGAAUUUGAAAAAUCUGUAAAAUUAGGAAAUUGUUAAGAGAAUAUUGCAGCUUUAACUGAUCACUUACAUAAAUUGAAUGUUGAUUCAUCCGAAUCGGAAACUUGGAAGUGUCAUUUUUACAAACCAAAGUAAAAAAAAAAGAAGAAAAAACUGCAUAAAAAAAGUUGACCAAUUUUAGAUGUUUUUGUCACUUAUGCGUGCAUUAUUUUUGUAAAAAGAAAUAAUAAAAUUAAAUAAAAAAUUUAA
Messenger RNA from Nasonia vitripennis (jewel wasp), 2546 nucleotides. RefSeq lists its product as uncharacterized. The record is from RefSeq and is a predicted model, not a curated record. Gene Ontology annotation, cellular component: nucleus. The coding region runs from base 396 to 2009 and encodes 537 amino acids. NCBI's taxonomy places the organism in Eukaryota, Metazoa, Arthropoda, Insecta, Hymenoptera, Pteromalidae. Gene Ontology annotation, molecular function: DNA binding. The transcript has 2 exons.